AUGAACGCCGGGAUUGCUACAUUCGAAAUGGAGUAUGAAUUGUGGAUUGGGGAACAGCGGAAGAAGGACGAUGAUCUUCGGAAAGUGUUGUUGACUCAUACGAGCGAUGUCGAGCUUCGUAUGUUCGUCGACAGUGGAUUGAAUCAUUACUACGAUCUUUUCCGAAUGAAGGCGGACGCCGCGAAAGCCGACGUGUUUUAUUUGUUGAACGGGUUGUGGAGAACUCCGGUGGAGCGGUUCUUCCAAUGGAUCGGCGGAUUCCGGCCAUCUGAGCUCUUAUACAUACUGAUACCACAAAUCGAGUUAACGGAUACGCAACUGGUGAAGGCGAGGGGUCUCCGGCAAUCAUGCGAGCAAGCGGAGGAGGCACUGAGUCAAGGAAUGGAAAAGCUUCAACAGACGCUAGCUCAGAGCAUCACAAUCGACAUAACCGGAGCCGGAAGUUACACCACACAGAUGAAUUGUGCACUCGAAAGGCUCGAAGCGCUUGAAAUUUUCUUGAAUCAGGCGGAUCACCUCCGGCAACAGACUCUGCAACAAAUGUAUCAGAUCUUAACACUUCGUCAAGCAGCAAAAGCAUUGCUUGCACUUGGUGAAUACUUUCAACGACUUCGUGUACUGAGUUCAAUCUGGUCUGGUCGUCCUCAUGAUCGCGCAACUUUACUUUCAUGAAUCAAUCUACUUUUUUCGAGUUUUCAUUAGCCGCCAUUAGCAAAUCUAGAGAUUUUUACUAGCAACUUUACUUUCAUAAAAUCACCUCAUAUCAAUCAAUCCAAUUGCUACUUUAUAAUCUGUUUACUCGUUUCGUGAACAAAAAUGUAAAUAUAAUUUGUAAUAUUGUGAGCAUAUAUAUGAAUGUAUGUAUGUAUAUCUAUAUAUGCAAGUUGCAAGAGGUCCGGUUUAUCGACCAUA
Molecule: messenger RNA, 912 nt
Organism: Lactuca saligna
Lineage: Eukaryota; Viridiplantae; Streptophyta; Magnoliopsida; Asterales; Asteraceae
Source: the annotation of a GenBank genome assembly